AGCACACCCUACAGCUAAAAAGCAGAAGUAGCUUCACAAAAGCAAGCACCCAAAACUUCCUUCAAAAGACUUUUUCGGCUGAGAGUUUCUCUUGUCUAUAGAUCCUUUCUAUGUCUCUAAACUGGAUGCAGAUGCUUUCCUCCAUCUGUCUCCACCAUUCCUCAAAGUCCUAUCCGAAAGAUCCCUAGCGGCAGCAUCCAAGUUUUAGACUCUUGCUCAAAUUUUCUUCAUCCAUGCACAGUGCCAUGGAGCCAAAAAGGUAUUGGAUGUGGAGUAGAAGGAAACUGGGCGAUAGGGCUCUCAGCUCCCAGAUCCCUCUCAUCUCUGUGAGCUCUUCUUACAGCAAGUCGUGGGAAGAGCAAGCCUUUGCAGAAGACUCUGCAGGCCACUUAGGUGGCUGCAUAUGGCCUCCGAGAUCCUACACAUGCAGCUUUUGUAGACGAGAAUUCCGAUCUGCUCAAGCUUUGGGCGGUCACAUGAACGUGCAUCGGAGGGAUCGAGCAAGGCUCAAACAAUCUUCAAGCCCUUCCAGCGAACCCCUUGAGAAUAGUCAGCAUCAUCAUCUUACUCCUCGUAUGCCACCAAUGGGCACACAAUAUCCACCCCAGACUGGAUCUCUGGUAUACAACUCUAACCCUAAACCUAACCCUAAUUGUGGUGUUCCAGAAUCAUCUCUCUCCCCUAAGAUUUCAGCAGCUUCCACCCAAGAAAAAUUGAGUGAGCACACCUCAAACUCUCCUUCCUAUUCUGCAUGCGUUGUUCGAGAUGACCUGAAGGAAUCCCUUUUCUCUACCACCGGACGCCCCAAAAAUUCAUCAACUAGUACUCUCCGACUAUUUACCAUCCCAGAAUUAAAGCUUCGACGAGAAAGUUUGAGGUUAAGAGAAUUAGGUUGUCGGGCACGAAGAGAUCCACAUGAUGAGGAUGAAGCCAUCGGCAUAAAGAAACGGAGGACCGAUCCAGCCUCUCCCUUAUUUGUGAAACCAUAUUCAGCUGACCCGCAACAAGUCAAAUCCGAGACACUGAAAUUUAGCCCCCGACCUGUUGAAGAAUUAGAUCUGGAGCUUAGGCUCGGAAGACCCCCCUGAAGUUAAGUAAAAUUGCAUAUCCCUUGUGCUUAAAUGAACAUACUUCUUCCCUUUAUGUUCAUCCCAAUCGUCUCCUCCUUAGUUUUUAAUCUUCAUCUUCCUCUGUUUCCCUCUCAUCUUCAGUGAAAGGCCCUUUUCCAUCUUCAGAGUGAAUGCUUGAAUUUUAAAGUUUCUAUUUGGUCAAAAAUUGUAACCAUAUCGAUGUGCCGAAUAUUGGAAUGAAAUUUUACUUUCUACAAAAAAGAGUUGCUUGCAUUUUUAUUAUGAUAAUAUAUAGUCUUCUUUCGUA
Phoenix dactylifera (date palm) is the source of this 1377-nucleotide messenger RNA. The record is from RefSeq and is a predicted model, not a curated record. NCBI's taxonomy places the organism in Eukaryota, Viridiplantae, Streptophyta, Magnoliopsida, Arecales, Arecaceae.